CCACUUAUUCAGUCAUUACAAUCAGCACAAUCAUCGCGAGCGUACGUAAGUAAUGUCGCUUGAACGAGUAUAGUCGUAAUAUAAAUAAAUAACGGGACCACAACAGUGCCAUGGAAAUAAAUAAUAAAAAUAUCCUCGUUACUUUUAAUUAUUUGCUGUAUUUUUUUCUAUUAAUCUGCAGUAUUAAUUUCACUGAUGCCAGAAAUAUUUUGCCAAGUGACCCCAGUGAGGAAAGUUCGCGAGUUAAACGUGACAUAUUUACUAUUUUCUGUGCCGCAGAACCCGCAGAUCAAUUGACAGACGACGGCGUUAAAUUUCAUUUGUUUACAAAGAAAAAUUUAAAUUCUUCAGAACAAAUUUUGCUGAACGAUACUCACAAUAAUUUGAAAGACACAAAUUUUGACUCAUUGAAUCCAACUAAAAUAAUUGUACACGGCUACAAUGCAGACAUGAAUCUGUACCCGCUUGUCGACAUGAGAGUGAAUUAUCUUAACAAGAGUGAUGUCAAUUACAAUGUGAUAGCCGUUGAUUGGGAAAGACUCGCCGCGGGCUGUUAUCCGGUCGUAGUCGAACAUGCGAAACGAGUCGGCGACCGAUUGGCGCAACUGAUACAUGAAUUAGUUCUCUAUGGCGCUAAAGAUAUCCACGCAAUUGGGUUCAGUUUGGGAGCCCACAUUCCAGCCUUUGCUGCUAAUUCAUUGAGGCCGUACAAAUUACCGCGAAUUACUGGCCUGGACCCCGCAAUGCCGCUUUUUGUGAUGGUCGGGUUAGACGGGAAAUUGGACGCCGGCGACGCUGAAUUCGUUGAUGUUUAUCACGCUGACGCUUUGAUCCAAGGCAAGAUUGAGAGAUGUGGGCAUGUUGAUUUUUAUAUGAAUGGAGGCAUGAACCAGCCCGGAUGCGCGAAAGCUGAGAGCUAUCACAAUUGCAAUCAUCUAAGAGCUGCCAUUUAUUUCGCGGAAUCUAUUAGUUCUAAUGUUGGAUUCUGGGGAUGGCCUUGCUCUAGUUUUAGUGCUUACUUUUUUGGUUACUGCACUCCAGUAUUUCCAUUGACACUUGCUGGUGAUGGUGUUAAUAAAAGUACCAGGGGUUUGUUUGUUGUGAGGACUAAUUCUGAAAGUCCGUUUGCUAAAUUUGAUAUAAUAUAAUAUUUUUUUUUGUUAAUGGGCGAAAAUGUAUUUUAAUUAUUUUUGUGUAAAUAUUUUUAUUUAUUGAGAUUUAAAAUGUGUGAUAAAUUUUUGUAAACAUUGCGAAAAUA
Microplitis mediator is the source of this 1258-nucleotide messenger RNA. Its product is annotated as phospholipase A1 member A-like. Lineage: Eukaryota; Metazoa; Arthropoda; Insecta; Hymenoptera; Braconidae. Gene Ontology annotation, molecular function: lipase activity. The transcript has a single exon. Gene Ontology annotation, biological process: lipid metabolic process. Bases 111 to 1148 code for a protein of 345 amino acids. The record is from RefSeq and is a predicted model, not a curated record.